GGGGGCGGGCAAAGGUUGCCUGCAGUCUCUCACUCACGCGUCGACAUUCUUGUCCGUAGACGUCGCACUUUAACUUCGAAGUCUUCCUACCGGCUCCACAGCAUGACUGCUCGGUUCUUGCCAGUUACCCAAAGAUUAAUAACCUGCACCCGCUCUGUUCUUUCGGCACCCAUAUUAGUGAGAGAACGAUGGCUCUUAAACAACGGACGACACCGAUUGUUCAGCUCUAUGACAGGGAUGCUAAGAUCAGAAGAUAAAGUAAUAGUUAAUUUUAUUAACCGAGAUGGGGAAAAGAUCACCACGGAAGGAAAAAUUGGGGACUCGUUGUUAGAUGUCGUUGUUGAAAAAAAUCUGGACAUUGAUGGAUUUGGUGCCUGUGAAGGAACAUUGGCCUGUUCUACCUGUCAUCUAAUCUUUGAUGAUGAUAUCUUUAAGCAGCUAGAUUCUGCUACUGAUGAAGAAUUAGACAUGCUUGAUUUGGCUUAUGGACUCACAGAUACGUCUAGACUUGGAUGUCAGAUCUGCCUGAAGAAAUUUAUGAAUGAUAUGACUGUGAAAGUUCCUGAAGGUGUAUCUGAUGUGCGGCAAGCAGCAGAUAUGAGCAAGACAACAUCUGGAAUUUAGGCAUUGACUAAGAAAAUAACUGUAAUAAAAAGUUGUACUUUAAUUACAACUUAAUGAUUUAUAGUAAAUUAAAUUCAUCAUUCUGGUUCCAUUUUAAUAAUAUGGAGAUAUGAUACCCAGACAUUAUCAUCAGUUUUAAAAUGCUAACCAUUAAUCAUUCAUUUAUAUAUAUAUAUGUUUUAUUCCUUUAUAUAUUGCCCAAUAAAAGUAUUACAUAUUUAGAAUUUAAAAUUAUUUUGAAGACGAAAUGCCUGUGUCAAUGCAAAUAUUUAUAAUAUACUAUGAUCUUUUUUUAAGCAGUGUGAAAUGCUUGAAAGUACUGUAUACCUGCAUUGUCAGCUCCAAAGUUAUUUGGAGCAUAGUAAUCUAUUUUAUAUACCUUCAAUUUUUAAAAUAAACAUUUCUUUACAAGUCA
Messenger RNA from Erpetoichthys calabaricus (reedfish), 1039 nucleotides. RefSeq names its product adrenodoxin-like. Gene Ontology annotation, cellular component: mitochondrion. The record is from RefSeq and is a predicted model, not a curated record. Lineage: Eukaryota; Metazoa; Chordata; Cladistia; Polypteriformes; Polypteridae. The coding region runs from base 103 to 624 and encodes 173 amino acids. The transcript is spliced from 4 exons. Gene Ontology annotation, molecular function: 2 iron, 2 sulfur cluster binding. Gene Ontology annotation, biological process: positive regulation of oxidoreductase activity; P450-containing electron transport chain.